CACACGACUGGAAGCCUAUAUAUCAAGAUUCCCAUUCCCCCCUGUAUUUUCUUCUUCGCAUGAGCUCUGGUUUUAGCCCUUGAGAUCCUUUUCUCGUUCACUCCUUUAUCUUACGUAACCAAUCCUUGGCUGGUCCCUAGGAUUUUUAUUCUCCGAUGUUUCGCUUUAUCUUUCUGGUCCUGAUAGGGCUACUUCCUUUCAUUACUGCUUCGCCUACUCCUGUGGAUUUUAUGAAAACGAUGUCUACUCGUGAUGAUGAUGCCAAUAUGGGAGGCAGACUGGUUUUCUGUCACUUCAUGAUUGGCGUUGUGAGCAACCGCCAAAAUGCCAGCGAUUAUGAUGCCGACAUGAAACGCGCCAAAGAAGCUGGCAUUGAUGCCUUUGCCUUGAAUAUCGGCACUGAUCCAUACACCGAUACACAGCUGAACUUUGCCUAUCAAUCUGCCGCCGACAAUGACAUGAAGGUGUUUAUUUCCUUUGACUUCAACUGGUACAAUGUCAACCAGGGCAGCGAGGUUGGCAACAAGAUCAGACAAUUUUCAAGCCACCCUGCACAGCUCAGGGUUGAUGGAAAGGUGUUCGUGUCAUCUUUCUCUGGCGACGGUGUCGAUUGCGGUGCGAUGAGAUCUGCAGCUGGCUGCGACGUCUUUUUUGCGCCAAACUAUCACCCAGGUCAGGGUGACUUCAAUGCUGUUGACGGUGCGUUGAACUGGAUGGCAUGGGGAAGUGACGGGUACAACAAGGCCCCAACUGCUGAGCGGAAGGUUUCUGUUAUUGAUGGCGAUACCGCAUACCAAGUGGCGCUUGCUGGGAAGCCUUACAUUGCUCCCGUCUCUCCCUGGUUCUCGACGCACUUCGGCGACGAGGUCUCCUACAGCAAGAACUGGGUCUUCCCCUCCGACCUCCUCUGGUACAACCGAUGGAGAGAAGUCCUGGCGACCAAGCCCCGUUUCGUGGAGAUAAUCACAUGGAACGACUACGGCGAGUCGCACUACAUCGGACCACUCUCAUCACCUCACACCGACGACGGCUCAUCAAAAUGGGUGAUGGACAUGCCACACAACGGCUGGCUCGACAUGGCCAAACCCUUUAUAGCAGCCUACAAAGCAGGCUCAGAGCUCCCAAUAGACUACCUGGAGGAAGAAAAACUAAUCUACUGGUACCGGCCAACGCCCAAAUCAACAAACUGCGAUGCAACAGACACAACCAUGCAAAGCGCCAACAACGCCAGCGGGAACUUCUUCCGCGGCCGCCCAGACGGCGCAGACACAAUGCAAGACGCCGUCUUCGUGGUCACGCAGCUGAAGGAGCCUGCCUCGGUGGAGGUGACGUCGGGCACGAACACGCAGACCUUUCAAGCACCGGCAGGGGUACGGGCGUGGACGGUGCCGAUGGGCGUGGGCGCGCAGUCCUUCCGUGUCGAGAGGGACGGGCAGACAGUCGAGGAACUGUCUGGGACUAGUCUGCGGGAUAUUGUCGACGAGUGUGUCUGUGGCAUUUACAAUUUCAAUGCUUAUGUCGGGACAUUGCCUGCUGAUGCGGAGGUUGAUCGGCUAGCGCCGGAUGGUAUGGCGCUUUUGAAGCAGGGGUUGAGGGUUUCUUGUCCGACUAAUACGCUGGGGAAUGGUGGUGGUUCUCCUGUUCCUUCUCGUAGUGCUUCUCCCAGUCCCAGUCCGAGCGGGUGUUGUACCUGUUGAGAGGCAUGGUGCAAGGUUUGUGCUGGAUGCAGACCAGGUGAACAAGAGCAAAAUUGUAUAGAUCGAUUCUAGAUUUU
This is a messenger RNA of Penicillium canescens, 1774 nucleotides long. Its product is annotated as glycoside hydrolase family 71 protein. The transcript has 4 exons. Gene Ontology annotation, biological process: mating projection tip cell wall disassembly. The record is from RefSeq and is a predicted model, not a curated record. NCBI's taxonomy places the organism in Eukaryota, Fungi, Ascomycota, Eurotiomycetes, Eurotiales, Aspergillaceae. Gene Ontology annotation, molecular function: glucan endo-1,3-alpha-glucosidase activity. The coding region runs from base 156 to 1697 and encodes 513 amino acids.